AUGCAAAAAAUCUGGGAGUGGAUCGUCGACAAGAAGACGAACACACUACGCAAAUGGCGAUCGUCGAUGGUCCGAACGGCGCGAGACGCCGACGACAAUGGUCCCGACAACGGCGGCGCGUUCAAAUCGCGCAAGAAAAAAUCGCAUUCGACGGGCAGUCUGAGCGCGUCGUCGAAGAAGAUCGCCGACUUCGAGACGUUCUUCGACGAGCCGCAAGUCAAGCAUCUUCUUGAGACGCGCCGCGAAUCGUUUUUGAGGCAUUCGACGUCGGCCGACGUGUUUCCCGUCGCACCGCCCGACGUCGAAACGAUCGUCGAACGAUCGCCACGCGUCACGCCGAAAUCGACGCCGAGCACAAUUCGAAAACAGUUGAGGUUCGAAAUUCCCGAGGUGCAAGUGUCAUUCGAAUCGAGCGAGCCGCGUCGCGUCAAAUUCGAGGUCUCAACGCUGGUGCCGCCGCCCGAAAUCGAUUGGAGCCAACCGAUCGAGAUGGCGUCGAACGACGUCGAGCCGAUGUUGUGCUUCGACGACGACGUCUCGAUAAGCGCUCGACGAUUGUCGGCGAGCGAGCGCGCCCGUCAGACGGCGAUCGCGCAACGUCGCCAGAGCAAUGUGCAGCUCGUGCACAACAUGAGCGGACGGACGACGUCGACGACGCUGAUUCCGUUGACGUGCGCCCAGAUUCAUUUGGUGCGAGCGCUUUGGCGCCAAGUCUACACCACCAAGGGUCCCACCGUCAUCGGCGCCAGCGUUUAUCAUCGAUUGUGCUUCAAAAAUUUGAUGGUAAAAGAGCAAAUGAAACAAGUCGAGUUGCCGCCAAAAUUCCAAAAUCGCGACAAUUUCAUCAAAGCGCACUGCAAAGCGAUGGCGGAGCUCAUCGAUCAGGUCGUCGAGAGUCUCGACAAUCUCGACAACGUCUCGUCGGAGCUGAUGCGCAUCGGACGAGCGCACUCGAAAGUGCUUCGCGGCGAGCUGACCGGCAAACUGUGGAACACGGUCGCCGAGACGAUCAUCGACUGCACACUGGAAUGGGGCGAUCGGCGGUGUCGAAGCGAGACGGUGCGAAAAGCGUGGGCGCUGAUCGUCGCGUUCAUGAUCGAGAAGAUCAAAGCCGGACAUCAUGAGCAGCGCAAACUCAUGCUGACCACUCGACAAUCGCUUCCAACCAUUCGACUCACACCAUCCGACGAUUUUAGCGCUUAA
Caenorhabditis bovis is the source of this 1203-nucleotide messenger RNA. The record is from the annotation of a GenBank genome assembly. Lineage: Eukaryota; Metazoa; Nematoda; Chromadorea; Rhabditida; Rhabditidae.